Molecule: messenger RNA, 4412 nt
Organism: Myxocyprinus asiaticus (Chinese sucker)
Lineage: Eukaryota; Metazoa; Chordata; Actinopteri; Cypriniformes; Catostomidae
Product: eyes absent homolog 3-like
Exons: 18
Coding region: 208-1935 (575 amino acids)
Biological process (GO): negative regulation of extrinsic apoptotic signaling pathway in absence of ligand; positive regulation of DNA repair; multicellular organism development
Cellular component (GO): nucleus
Molecular function (GO): protein tyrosine phosphatase activity
Source: RefSeq, a predicted model, not a curated record
AAAGUGACUUCCUGCCAAAUAGUAGUCCCUUCUGCCCUAACAACACACGGCGCCCCACCGAGGGAAUUUCAGCCCAAGGAAACAAAGUUUCCACAAAAGUAGCACUUGGUGACAUGGGUCUUGGCCAAAGAAACAGCAGCGGCAACUGCAGAGACUGAGAGAGCGGGUUUACUUGGGCUUACGGUGAAGAAGUCCUCUCUCACAGCCAUGGACGAAUCACAAGAGGUGCCUGAGCUACCCACGAAGAAAGCUCGGCAUGAUCCAGAAGUUAGUCAAGAGAGUGAUUCAAGGCCGAUGGUUGCUAAGGACAACAGUGACGCUCCUGACCAAGGCGAAUCAACUGCUCAGUCGGAGAGCAGUUCAUAUUCACCAUCAUCUGUCGCUCAUUUACACACAACAGCGACAUGCAAAGACACAACCACAGCCACUGAAUAUACCUCACAAAUCUACGAAGGAAACAACACCGCUGUCACUGCAUAUGCCAGUCAAGUGGCUUUCCCCUCCCUGGGCCAGUCGACCGUGUACAGCAGCUUUCCUCAGUCCGGCCAGACGUACGGACUGCCACCAUUUGGUGCUAUGUGGCCGGCAGAGUCCGAAGCGCCCUCUGUUGGCCAUACAGGGUUUCUCAGCUUCAGCUCAGCCUAUACUUCCACCCAAGCCAACCAGAUCCACUACUCCUACCCCAGCCAAGGUUCUUGUUUCACUACAUCCAGUGUGUACACUAACAUCCCCUCAGCAACUGCAGUGACUACAGCCACUACUGCACAUCAGGAGUUUUCAAGUUACAACUCUCUUAGCCAGAGCCAGUUCUCCCAGUACUAUGUUCCCCCUCCCAGUUACCUGCCCGCUGGGUUACCCAGUAGUGAUAGAGAUGGAGCAGGUGUGGUGGCACCUGGAUAUCCAGCCAUUAAAACAGAAGGCAGUGCCUCAGCAGACCUGCCCAACACAACAGAUGCUUCUCCAGGAGUGACACUCCCCACAGAUGUGGCUCUGCCCGCUGGGAUGGCCCUCCCAACAGGAGCACAAGACCAGGAUGAGCCCAACCGCAAAAACCCUCCUGGCAAAUCUAAAGGCAAAGCCAAAAAAUCAGAAGGCUCACCAUCUAUAGACAACGAUCUUGAGCGUGUCUUCUUGUGGGAUCUGGAUGAAACCAUCAUUAUUUUCCACUCACUUCUUACUGGCUCGUUUGCACAGAAGUUUGGCAAGGACCCAUCGACGGUUCUUAAUCUGGGUCUGCAGAUGGAGGAGCUGAUCUUUGAGCUGGCAGACACUCAUCUCUUCUUCAAUGAUCUGGAGGAAUGUGAUCAAGUCCAUGUUGAUGAUGUUGCCUCGGAUGACAAUGGGCAGGAUUUGAGUAACUACAACUUCUCUAGCGAUGGCUUCAGUGGGCCCAGUGUGGGCGGGGGUCCGGGAUCCACCGCAGCUGUACAGGGAGGCGUGGAGUGGAUGCGCAAACUGGCCUUCAGGUAUCGGCGUCUCAAAGAGAUCUACAACGGAUUCAAAGGGAAUGUGGGAGGUCUGUUGAGUCCAAUGAAGAGAGACCUGCUGCUCAGACUGCGCUCAGAGAUUGAGACUGUCACUGAUGCCUGGCUUGGCACGGCCCUCAAAUCUCUCCUGCUCAUUCAGUCCAGGGGCAGAUGUAUGAAUGUUCUGGUCACCACCACUCAACUGGUUCCUGCUUUAGCUAAAGUUCUUCUUUAUGGCCUGGGUGAUGUCUUUCCUAUCGAGAACAUCUACAGCGCAACUAAGAUAGGAAAAGAGAGCUGCUUUGAGCGUAUUGUCUCUCGCUUUGGGAAGAAAGUGACCUAUGUUGUUAUUGGAGAUGGCCGUGAUGAAGAAUUUGCUGCAAAACAGCACAACAUGCCGUUUUGGCGAAUCUCUGCUCAUGGGGACCUGAUUUCCCUUCACCAAGCUCUGGAACUGGACUUCUUAUAGUUGAAGCAGGAGAAAAGACUUGGAGUUGGUCAACAACCCUGCUGAGAAUACUUCAGCUGCACCAUUACUCUUAUCCACAGCAGCUGAGGUGGACUCGGGAACAUUUGUGGUCCUUGACGGAACUCUAGAAAAUUAUUGUGACUCUGAUCUCGCAAGCCCUCCAUCCUCUCAAUGGCAGCUAUCUCCCCCCCCCCCCCUCCCCCCGGGGUUUGCACUGGGACUCCACCUCAUUAUAAACACAACAGGGCAUGGGGAAAACACUCCCACACUGCAUCUGCAUCUGUCUCGCAAUGGAGCUUUACCAUCUUCAAAACAACUGGAUUCACCAAUUGAACAACGUCCAUGUCCAUGACCAAAGGUCCGCACUGACACACAAAACUGGCAGUGAUUCUGGACUUUUAUUCUCUAGGUUUAGUUCAUGGUCGCUUCAUGUUUGGUUUCAAGGGCUGAAAUGCAAGUUGGACUCAUUUUGAUUUGCACUCAUUCCAAAGGUAAGGAUCAGUUAAUAUGAGACAGCAGGUUACAUGCUUUGGAAGCAUUUUAUAAAAAUGGAUCGCAAAUGUGGCCUGUUUUUAAAUAGUACUUGCAGGGUUUAGGAAAUCCCAUUUCAUUUUUAGUGUUGUAAUAAAUAGAUUCUUCUAAACUACAUACAUUUUUUCCCUACAUACAUUUUUUCCCUUCUUUUUUUUUUUUGUUUUUUUUAUUGGGGAAAGUUAUAAAUUACAGACUGAAAAUGUCCAAUGAUAUAACCAUAUUUCUUUUUACUCGUUAUAUCGCUUUAGUUCUUUUGAAAAAAAAAAAUUAAAUAGUUUGCCCAGAAAUGAAAAUUCGAUCAAAAUUCCUUCACCUUCAUGUCGUUUCAAACCUGUACGACUUUCUUCCGGAGCACGAUAAAAGUAGUCUACGUGAGGAUAUUCUAAGUCUUCUGAAGUCAUACGAUAGCUUUCUGCGAGGAACAGACUGUAAUCAUGAAGUCAUUAUUCACUGUUAGUUGUCCCUUCGGCUGUAGCGCUCAAAUCUCAUUCAUUCACCCGCUUAUUAAAAUAUGUUGUGUCGCAGUCAGUUACGAGACGUGAGAACCAGUGAGAUCUGACUUUGCACGACGUGUCUUCACAUGUCAUAUUUGAAUGUGCAUAUGGGCAAAUGAGAUUUAAGAGCUACAGCGGAGAGGAACUUUCUAUGAAAAAUGACCACGGGUGCUUUUUUUUGUCCUUUUUGGAGCUCAAAAUGAGCAUGACCAUUCUUCCAAAUAUCUCUUUUUGUGUUAUUUCACAGAAUAAAAAAAAAUAAAAAUGUCGUAACAGGUUCAAAAUGACUUGAGUGUGAGUAGAUUUUGGCUGAGUUAUUCCUUUUAAAAUUACUUUAAAUGUUUAAAGCAUUUGGGUAUCUGUGGAUGUGAUUUGUGGCUGUGUAACAAGCCUCAGCCCAUGAGAAUUCCAUCUAUUUUAUCUCUAAUGCUAAUAUGAGCCAUAUGAACUAACCACAUUCAUUUACCCCUUUUACCCCUGAGUUAAAUGAUAAACGACUGAGAAGGAUUUUGAGGCUUUCUCUAAAAUUAGCUGUGAAAUUGAAGCUACGGGCCCUAGCCUGUGAUAUUUUCUUUACUUUGUACAUAUUUGGGAGAAAACCGUUUGAUAGUGUGCAAUAUAUUUCUGGUCAGUGAUGAGUCUUUUUGAUUUUGGAUAUAUUUGCGAGCAUUGUGGGUAAUAUUCCUGGCCGCUGUGAGAUUUUGACUGAACAAUACUGAGCCUGAAGAAAUGGCAUUUUUACGCAAGCAGCUUUGACAAAUAAGAACAUGUACUCUGUUUUCGUCAGUGUGUGUGCAUUUCUUUUCCUGUACAUAUUUAUAUUGUGCCUUUUUAACUAUUAAUCACCAUUCAGUAAAUGUAUUAUCUUAAAGGGAAUUACUAAAAUAAGAUGAACAUAUGUUUGUAUUUUUGUUUUUUGUUUGUUUUCUGGUGAAGUGUUAACUUUGAGUCAUAGCCUGUGCCGUUAUUUGUACUUUUCUUCUAGUUUGGUGCUUUUCAUGUAUGCUGACUUCUGAGGCUAUCUUGUCUUUUCAUAAAUGACUAUUAUGACCUCACAGACUCUUUCAUUUCCUGCCAAUCAAAUGCUGUUAUUCUUUCACUUGAAUCAUGAAAAUGGCUCAACUCUUCUGGUGCUUUUUUUUCUAUGUCCUACUUUAUCAUUUGUUUCCUGCAUUUUUCAGGAACAAUGAACUGGUCCCUGUAUACUGUCUAACUACAGUUAGUUACCACAUCAUCAUGAGACAUUGGGAUUUAUUACUAAUGCAUAGACAAUCAGGGGAUCUAUCAGCUCUUGUAGCCAGCGAACGUGUUUGGUGAAGCUUUUAAAACAGUAGGAGCAUAUUCAAACUGAAACUGGUUGAUUUCUACAAAUGCUUGUACCUAAUAAUGUUUGUUUUUGGUUUUGCGUAACUUCAUUAAAUAUACUUUGAGGCUGGCUCAACUGAUUAA